GACAAAACCAGAAAAGAAAAAUCAUACCCAGGGCUAGACCUAGCAACAAGUCUGUUGCAUGCGUAGCGUCAGACCCCCGAGCUGCAGCCCAGAAAAGUAGACUUAUGGAAAACUGCUUGCGCCUCAGAGCCUGACCCAGCUGCAGGCUUCACCUCUGUAGGGGACAUGCAGUUUGGGAUCCAGGCGGAGGAGAAAGGAUUUGCUGCCGGCUUUUCCUGGCUGAAGUUUCUCUUGUGGGCCCAGCAUCUGCAGAACAGGGUGAUGAGGUUAGGAGCCCAGCUGCUAGGGGAGCUGUAGUGUUCAGAUAGGCAGCUGUGCCUUUGUGCCGGCCACCUAGGAUGCUCAUCCUAUCUCCAACUGCUAUGGACAACGGGUCCUGCUGUCUCAUCGAGGGGGAACCCAUCUCCCAGGUGAUGCCUCCUGUACUCAUCCUGGUCUUCGUGCUUGGCGCCCUGGGCAACGGCAUUGCCCUGUGCGGUUUCUGCUUUCACAUGAAGACCUGGAAGUCAAGCACUAUUUACCUUUUCAACCUGGCCGUGGCGGAUUUUCUCCUCAUGAUCUGCCUGCCCCUUCGGACAGACUACUACCUCCGACGUAGACACUGGAUUUUUGGAGAUAUUCCCUGUCGCCUGGUCCUCUUCAAGCUGGCCAUGAAUAGGGCCGGGAGUAUUGUCUUUCUCACUGUGGUGGCUGUGGACAGGUAUUUCAAAGUGGUCCACCCCCACCAUAUGGUGAAUGCCAUCUCCAAUCGGACGGCAGCCGCUGUUGCCUGUGUCCUCUGGACUCUGGUCAUCUUGGGGACUGUGUAUCUUCUGAUGGAGAGUCACCUGUGUGUACAGGGAACGCUGUCUUCCUGUGAGAGCUUCAUCAUGGAGUCAGCCAACGGGUGGCACGAUGUCAUGUUCCAGCUGGAAUUCUUCCUGCCCCUUACUAUCAUCUUGUUCUGCUCGGUCAAAGUUGUUUGGAGCCUGAGACAGAGGCAGCAGCUGACCAGACAGGCUCGGAUGAGGAGGGCCACUCGGUUCAUCAUGGUGGUGGCUUCUGUGUUCAUCACGUGUUACCUGCCCAGCGUGCUGGCCAGGCUCUACUUCCUCUGGACGGUGCCCUCCAGUGCCUGUGACCCCUCUGUCCACACAGCCCUCCAUGUCACCCUGAGCUUCACUUACCUGAACAGCAUGCUGGAUCCCCUUGUAUACUAUUUUUCAAGUCCCUCGUUCCCCAAACUCUACGCCAAGCUCAAAAUCUGCAGCUCGAAACCCAAACGCCCAGGACGCUCGAAGACUCGGGGGUCAGAAGAGAUGCCAAUUUCAAAUCUCUGUCGUAAGAGCUCCAUCGAUGUGGCAAAUCGUUCCCAGAGGCCAUCUGACGGGCAGUGGGAUCUCCAAGUGUGUUGAAUGCCGUUAAGACAAACAGCCCAACAAACGAGGCAGAGAAAUGGGCAACUGUGAGUUAAAUCUGAAGGGUGGGGGACUUGAAAUGCCCCCACUCUUUCUCAGCUGUAUCCUUCUCACUCAGGUAGAAAUGGAAUCCACGUCGCUCAACCCUUUCCAGAAGGUUCCAAAUGAAUUGGUUGUGUUUAAAUACUCUGACUGCAAUGAUGCGUAGAAGAAGACCACGUGCAUGUAGUCGAUGAUAAAUAAACAGUCGCCGGAUGACUAUAAUCACUCCAAACGUGAAUCUUUGGCUACACGUGCUCAAUAAUGACUUACUACA
This is a messenger RNA of Mastomys coucha (southern multimammate mouse), 1713 nucleotides long. It is a transcript of the gene Hcar1, whose product is annotated as hydroxycarboxylic acid receptor 1. Gene Ontology annotation, biological process: G protein-coupled receptor signaling pathway. The record is from RefSeq and is a predicted model, not a curated record. The transcript is spliced from 2 exons. Gene Ontology annotation, molecular function: G protein-coupled receptor activity. Gene Ontology annotation, cellular component: membrane. Bases 339 to 1394 code for a protein of 351 amino acids. NCBI's taxonomy places the organism in Eukaryota, Metazoa, Chordata, Mammalia, Rodentia, Muridae.